AUUUAUAUGAUAAAUUGCUGGGUAUUUUGCUGUUAAUAGAUUAUUGAAAUAUAAAAAUAUUGAUAUGACAACAAUCUUACUCCGUUGGAAGACUUAAUUUGCGUUACAUUAGUUAUUAAUAUAGUAAAUUUAAGUUGUAAAUAGACGAAGAAAAAGUUGACCUUGAAGCAGCACAGCUGUCAAUUUCAAAUGAUCUAACCUAAUUGUUAAUGAAAUAAACAAUACCGUUGCUGUUUUUAUGAUUGUGUACGAUGAGAAACGUUGGUGCUCAUCUCCUAGAAGACAAAAUGGACGAGGCCGUAACUCACUAUAUAAAUACACAUCAAGCAAACGAGACUGUUCAUGUAACUACAAAUGGACUACCUCUCAGUGUCCAAGAUGAUGGCGGGGGACGUGUCACCGUCAUGCACACGCAAAACUACUCAGCACCAAUGUGCAGCAGACAAGUAUCAGUCAACGAUCAAGUAACAGAAGGUCAAUGGGGCGAAGAACUCCUAGAUCCUGACAGCAGGAUUGCAGCUAUUGUAGCACAACUAGCCCAGCAGUCGAGAACCUCACACCAUCUACACCAUAAGGUGCAGCAAGUCAGGAACGAUGUAGACACUUCGGUAAUCCUAGAUGGGUCGAUGAGGCUUUACAACGGACAGACUUUGGAACAACAACAAGAACCUAUUGUGGUACACGUACCACAACUACCGCCACUGCCCCCACUGCAAGAAAUGAAGAGAUGCCAGGAAACUGACUGGUUUCAUAAUAAAACAAAAAAUGUUGCAACACUAAAAGACAACAAUCAAAUCCUUACAGCAGCAGACAGUCCAGUUCUGGAACUGGCUGGUGCCUCGCCGGUUCAGAAUAAACACCAGAGCAAGAAAAGCUUGCCGCAUAAGAAGAGGAUAUCCAAAAAAUUGAAGAAAAGUAAUGGGAGUUGCACUCCUCAACAGGACAUAGUUGUGAUUAGCUGUACAAACGAGGUGCCUCAUGAAGAAAUCCUACCUGAUAACUUUGUGACUGGAGUGCAACACCAGGACCAGAUGCCGGAAGAUACUCAUCAUAUCACACACGAGGUUCGACCGAUUUUGUUAUGUCAAUUAUGCGGAGAGUUCUAUGGUGAAGAACAGUUGAAGUUCUUCCAGCAUCUUAAACAGCACUACGAACCUCACACUGCAAUAAUCAUAGAAAAUCCUGUACCUGAUUUAGGAAUUGAUAAGAUGACAAACACGUGUAUCGUUGACAACGUGGCAACCCUACCAGACUCUAUAGUAGAACUCUCCCUAGAAAACACAGUUCCUAAAACAAUGUACCAAAAUAUAGAUAAACAGAUAUUAUAUACGACAAACGAUAAAACACUUAGUUACACGAACAAUAAAGUUCAAUAUUCGAUGGCAAACAUCGAGGGCCCGAAGGACGUGACCAGUACAGACGCCGACAAGAGUGACCUGUACGACACUUUGGAUAAAUUAGAACUGUACAGUUGCGCGAAGUGCAACAAGUCGUUUCGGAAACAGAAGCAAUGCGAAGCUCACAUCAAGGAGGCUCAUUCUAAUGGAAAGAUAGACGACAUGGGCGAGUUCAGCGAACCCGAGGACCUGAUGGAGGGGAUCCACGUGUCGGUGGAGGAGGCGGCCGACCAGUACGAGCACACCCUGCUGCCGCAUCUCACUGUGGACAACGGACACGUGCACCAGGAGCACGUCCGACACUGGUACUCCCGCGGCAACGCGUGCGACGAGAGCGGGUGCUGCGGGCUCUGCAGCAACGCCAGGGAGCACGACGCGCCGCCCCUCAAAGUACUCAAAGAGGAAGUGCUUCAGCGCAUCUUAGAGACGGACGUCACCAACGAACCGAUGAUCCCCGAGAGCAUCAUGCCGGAGCCGGAGCUGCCGCCGCCGCAGUCGCCCAAGGAGCCCCAAAAGGAAGAUAAGAAGAAGACCGGCAAGAAGUACGGGUGUCCGCACUGCAGCAGGGUCUUCUACCACCGGAGCAGCCUGUUCUACCACGUGCUGUCCCACGGCGGGAAGCAGCACGCGUGCAAGGAGUGCGGGAAGGCGUUCUAUACUUCUGGAGCCUUGAAGAUCCACCGGCGCGUGCACAACGGGGACCGGCCCUACAAGUGCGACGUGUGCGGCCACGACUUCCGCCAGUGGACCGACCUCAAGUACCACAAGGUCAUCCACACCAACCAGAAAUGUUUUAAAUGUGAGUUCUGCGGCAAAGAGUUCGCCCGCAAGUACUCGCUCAACGUGCACCGGCGCAUCCACACCGGCGAGCGCAACUACAAGUGCGACUACUGCACCAAGUCCUUCCGCGCCUCCUCCUACCGCCUCAGCCACAUGAAGACGCACACCGGCGACAAGCCCUACAAGUGCGAGCAGUGCGACAAGUCGUUCCGCGUGGCAUUCGACCUGAAGCGCCACGUCCUCACGCACGAGAAGGCGAGGCAGCGUCUGGAGCAGCAGAACAACAAGUCGAGACCCGAGAAGGAGCAGGCGAAGACCAAGCAGGACGACGCAGACAAGAGGUCGAUGGCCGCCAAGGGCGAGCGGAAGGCGCGGGGGGGGCGCAAGCUGCGGAGGGGCGCCCCCAACGUGACCGUCGCCGACGAGCACUUGAAGGUGAAGCAGGAGUUCAGGCCGGAGUACAGGCUGCGCGAGGAGUUCGGCGAGGAGUACCGGGCGCCCUCCGUGCUGCGCGACACCACGGACGGCAAGGUGCACGUGUACACGCACGUGGCGCGCGACGGAGCCCUGCCCGACGGCGCCUUCUUCGAGAAGCUCACCGCGCUCUACAACGUGCCCGCCGUCUAGUGCCUUUGUGUUCAGCACAAUCAUAUUGACGAUCAUUACAUUUAGAGGGGGGAUCAUGCCAACGACACUUUAGGGGGUUACUCUUUGUUUUUGACCGCCCGCCGAGGGUGUCGCAAUAACAUUGACAAAACAAAGCCCCCAACAGAGUGGCACCCCGGGGGACAUGUAACGAUCCCCCUCCGCUCGAAACCCCUGCGUACUUUACAAGAAACAAAUAUAAUUCGAUGCUCAUCUUUUUACAGUGAGCGAAAUAUAUGCAACGAGCAGUCGUUCUGCUAACACUACUGCUACAUUCUGCUAAUUGGGGUUCGACGGUCCGUAAUCUAUUCUAUAUAUAUAUAUAAAAAUGAAUUGCUGUUCGUUAGUCUCGCUAAAACUCGAGAACGGCUGAACUGAUUUGGCUAAUUUUGGUCUU
Molecule: messenger RNA, 3219 nt
Organism: Bombyx mandarina (wild silkworm)
Lineage: Eukaryota; Metazoa; Arthropoda; Insecta; Lepidoptera; Bombycidae
Biological process (GO): regulation of transcription by RNA polymerase II
Cellular component (GO): nucleus
Molecular function (GO): DNA-binding transcription factor activity, RNA polymerase II-specific
Source: RefSeq, a predicted model, not a curated record